Neoarthrinium moseri is the source of this 309-nucleotide messenger RNA. RefSeq lists its product as uncharacterized. The coding region runs from base 1 to 309 and encodes 102 amino acids. The transcript is spliced from 3 exons. The record is from RefSeq and is a predicted model, not a curated record. Lineage: Eukaryota; Fungi; Ascomycota; Sordariomycetes; Amphisphaeriales; Apiosporaceae.
AUGGGUCUCAUCACCAAGAUCGAACACAAGGUACAAGAGAAGAUGCACGGAAGCCACCAGCAACAGCCUCAGCACGGCCCCGGCUCCCAGGAGGGUGGCCCUCACCAAGGCGGAGGCCCACACGGCGGCCACGGCGGACCCGGUCCCUCGGGCCCUGGUCCACAUGAGGGCGGUGGCCAUGGUGGUCCUGGCGGCCCUGGUGGUCCUCACGGAGGGCCUCAUGGCGGUCAGGGUGGACCUCACGGUGGCGGUCACGGCGGCCCCGGAGGUCCCGGAGGCCCCGGCGGCCGAGACGGUCCGGGGUUUUGA